Coccidioides immitis RS is the source of this 6028-nucleotide messenger RNA. Its product is annotated as PHD transcription factor. Lineage: Eukaryota; Fungi; Ascomycota; Eurotiomycetes; Onygenales; Onygenaceae. The record is from RefSeq and is a predicted model, not a curated record. Gene Ontology annotation, molecular function: histone demethylase activity; DNA binding. Gene Ontology annotation, cellular component: nucleus. The transcript has 6 exons. Gene Ontology annotation, biological process: chromatin remodeling. The coding region runs from base 236 to 5479 and encodes 1747 amino acids.
CGCUCGCUCCGGCCUCCUCACCGCGAACUCUCGUCUCUCCCCGUCUGGUGUCCUCCAUCCAACUCGUCUGCCGUAUUCUGCUCCCCUGCUGAGUCCCUGUUUCUCCCCAAUUACUCCUCUUCCGUUCCGCCCAAAACUCACUCUGCCAAUGCGUUGUUCGCAUCCGGCUUGGGCUUCUCCUUAGGCGUGACACUCCACUGAUCCUCUCCGCCUCGCACUUCCCACCACCUUAGACAUGGUGGCUCCGCCGUCAACGGGAGGCAAUGCUGCCGCGCAGCAUCCCCAAUCGACCAGCCGCUCCUCUGCCCGGAUCGCGAAUUCCUCCCAUCACCCUUACGCCCCCAAUGUUCCGCUCAGCGCUCGAAGGGCUGCGCCCUUGGAUCUUUCUACCGUCGAACGCCGAGGUCAUCAGAGCGCCGUUAGAGAACCCGUAAAACGAGUCCGACCGCAUAGCCUGCCAGAAGCCCCUACCUUCCGGCCUACCGAGGAGGAGUUUAAGGAUCCCAUGGAAUAUAUUCGGAAGAUUGCACCCGAAGGAAAGAAGUAUGGCAUUUGCAAGAUCAUUCCUCCUGAUAGCUGGGAUCCGCCGUUUGCUAUUGAUACCGAGCGCUUCCAUUUUCGAACCCGUAGACAAGAACUUAAUUCAGUUGAGGGAGGAACUCGAGCGAAUCUGAACUACCUAGAUCAGUUAACGAAGUUCCAUAGACAGCACGGCACGACGUUAGCGCGUUUCCCGAGUGUUGACAAGCGCCCGCUUGAUCUUUACAAAUUGAAAAAGGCUGUCGAGGUUCGAGGCGGCUUCGACCAGGUCUGCAAACUGAAGAAGUGGGCGGAAAUUGGCCGUGACUUAGGUUAUAGCGGAAAGAUUAUGUCGUCGUUAUCCACGUCUCUCAAGAAUUCCUAUCAGCGUUGGUUACAACCAUACGAAGACUACCUCCUUCUCGCAAAGCCGGGCGUUCAGCAGCAGCUAGAAAUCGAGCACGGCGGUCCUUUUACUCCCUCUCCGAAGGCGUCUCCCCCAAAUAAGAAGGUUUCCUCGAAUGUAAACGGAACAACAGGAGCUAGUAGCAAGUCAUCAACGGUAAAAGCAUCCGCGGCACUUAAUGCUUCCUUAGAGCGCAGUAAAAGCUCGGAAAAGCCGGAAAAAUCAGAAAAAUCAGCUCCGCCUCCCGAACCGGCCUCGAUUCGGCCUAUAACAGUUGGCUUUACCGCCGUGAACGCCCCUGCGAAUGGUAUCCCCAAAACAACUUCCUUUGUCCCUAUUAAUAAUGGGCCAUCGGUCGUGAAAAAGGAAACCGACCAAGGAGCUGAAAGCACGACAACUCAAGCUCCGGAGUCCGGUACUGUCUCGAAGAACUCGGAAUCUCGUCGUGUCUCUGCAGUUAACGGCCAUGAUUCCCAUCCGUUGAAACGGGCGCUGGGCAAUGAGAGCGCCGCUGGUACUCCGCAGGCGGAAAAUGGAGACGAUGGUGCGAAUGGCCGGCGGAGCAAGCGUCUCAAGAAAGAUGUUGCUCCGACAGUGUCGGGGUCAAAUAUGAGCUUACUACGCCCCACUCCUCCCCAGUCUCGUCCCAAAGGUGGGAAUAGAAAAACUGGCGAUAAAUGUGAAACUUGCGGGAAAAGCAACGAUCGCCCUUCGAUUCUCCUCUGUGACGGUUGCGAUAACGGAUACCAUAUGCACUGUCUCGAUCCCCCUCUUAGCAAUGCUCCCAACUACGAUUGGCAUUGCCCGAAAUGCCUUGUUGGGACGGGCGAAUAUGGCUUUGAAGAAGGCGGAAUAUACUCUUUAAAACAGUUCCAAGAAAAGGCGGAUGCGUUCAAAAGGAACUAUUUUUCUGGGAAGAUGCCAUUCGAUCCGGUGCUUAACGCUCAUCGUCGCGAGACAGAAGACGACGUUGAGCGAGAAUUCUGGAGACUCGUGGAAAGUCUUACUGAAACGGUGGAAGUUGAGUAUGGGGCGGAUAUCCACUCUACAACUCAUGGAAGUGGCUUUCCUACCGUCGAGAGAAACCCGUUGGAUCCAUAUUCCGUUGAUCCUUGGAAUCUGAACGUCCUGCCGCUGCAUGGCGAGUCACUCUUCCGUCAUAUUAAAUCAGACGUGUCGGGAAUGACCGUGCCCUGGGUAUAUGUUGGGAUGUGUUUCUCGACAUUCUGCUGGCAUAACGAGGAUCAUUACUCCUACUCCGCCAAUUACCAGCAUUUCGGCGCGACCAAGACCUGGUAUGGCAUCCCGGGCGCAGAUGCUGAAGCAUUCGAGGAAGCCAUGCGCCAAGCUGUCCCAGAGCUUUUUGAGACCCAGCCUGAUCUCCUAUUCCAGCUGGUUACACUUCUUCCGCCAGAUCAGCUGAAAAAAGCUGGGGUUAAUGUGUAUGCCCUUGACCAACGAGCAGGUCAAUUUGUAAUCACGUUCCCCCAGGCUUAUCAUGCUGGUUUCAACCACGGAUUCAACUUCAAUGAAGCGGUCAAUUUUGCGCCUGCCGAUUGGGAACCUCUCGGUCAAGCCGGUGUCGCUCGUCUUCGAGAGUUCAGACGUCAACCUUGCUUCUCGCAUGAUGAAUUAUUACUCACGGCCGCCGCUAGGGAUACGUCGAUAAAAACAGCUAAGUGGCUGGGCCCCGCAUUGCGAAGAAUGUGUGAUCGAGAGUUAGAGCAACGUGCAAAGCUCCUAGCGCGCCAGAAGGAGUUGAAGCAACGGAUUGAACAUAGAGGUUCCGACGAGAACAAAAGUGAAGGACAUGAGGACUUCAAGCUUGUGGUGGAAGACGCCGAUUUGCCAGAAGAAGAUUACCAAUGCUCCUAUUGCAAAGUGUACAGCUAUCUGACACAAUUUCGCUGCCAUAAGAAGGGAAAAAUACUCUGCCUACUCCAUGCGGAUAACCAUACCUGCUGUGACGAAGAUGUUUCUCGCCGACUGCUUGGACCGAAUCAUAGUUUGCGAUAUCGGAUGUCUGACGAAGAUAUUGCAGCAUGCACGCAAAAGGUAGAGGAUCGCGCGCGGAUCCCUGAGGCUUGGGGAGAAAAACUCGAGAGAAUUCUGGAAGACGAACCGAAGCCUUCUUUAAAGGCGAUGCAUUCGCUGCUUUCGGAAGGUGAGAAGAUCCCGUACCAUCUCCCUGGUCUCCAAGACCUCGCCACUUUUGUGCAGCGAUGCGACAAAUGGGUAGAAGAGGCAAAUAAUUACAUUACUCGGAAGCAGCAAAACCGUCGCAAAAAUGAAAAGCUUUGGCGAAAAGGUAAUGCUGCGAAAGCUGCGCAACUGGAGGAACGCGAUCGUGAAUUGCGCAAUAUUGAUAAGAUUCAUGCCCUUCUCGCUGAAGCGGAGAACCUUUCGUUCGACUGUCCACAGAUUGUCAGUUUGCGCGAGAAAGUCGCUGAAAUACAGAAAUUCCAGGGCGACGCACAAGCAGUUCUCUGCAAUCCACACGUCACUUCGACGCAGGAGGUUGAGGAGCUCGUGGAGCUUGGUAAAAGUUUCAAUGUCGAUGUGCCCGAAGUUGACAAGCUUGAGCGUGUUCUAAGGCAAAUGAGAUGGAAUGACGAAGCUCGGCGAAGACGAGAGCAGUAUCAAACACUGGACGAUUGUCGUGAAUUUAUCAAGCAAGGCGAGGAACUCGGAUUGGCCGAAACCAAUGAACAUCUCCUUCACUUCCGCGAUUUAUAUCGCCAUGGUGAGACUUGGGAAGCAAAAGCGAAAGAGCUUAUGUCUGUUGAAGCUGUCCAUUAUCAACAACUUGAGGCUCUUUCUGCACAGGCUGCUAGAUUCCCUGUCAGUCCUGAAACGCUGGCCGCAGUUGAGGCGAUCUUAACAAAGCAGCGGGAGGCUCAGAAACAGAUCUCCAACUUCUAUGAGAAGAGCAAAAGUUCGGAUUUCCGAAUGCGUCCGCAUUACAAAGACGUUCGUGAACUGAUGGAGUCGCUGUCGCAACUGAACAGCAAACCCACUGGAACCAUUGACCUCGAGCGGGAGCAGAAACGUCAUGAAGACUGGAUGAGGAGAGGCAAGAAAUUAUUUGGGAAGGCGAAUGCGCCGCUUCAUAUUCUCAAAAUGCACAUGCAGUAUGUCGAGAAGAAGAACUCUUUCUGCUUCGAUCUUGAGGAUAGAUGUCGCCCUCCUGUGGAACCUGCAUCGCGUGAGACAACCCCCGAGGGCGGAGAAUCUCAUUCAUGGGUUGGUACGCGCUCAAAGAAGAAGGAUGUCUUUUGCAUUUGUCGACAGCAGGAAGCAGGGUUGAUGAUAGAGUGUGAGGUUUGCCAUGAAUGGUAUCACGGCAAAUGCCUCAAGAUCGCUCGCGGCAAGGUGAAAGAGUAUGACAGCUACACUUGUCCAAUUUGCGAUUGGCGCGUUAAGAUCCCGCGCGACGCUGCUCGUCCUAAGUUAGAAGACCUUAUCGAAUGGCAAGCCGAGAUUCCGGACCUUCCAUUCCAGCCUGAUGAAGAGCAAAUCCUGGAAGCGAUCAUCGAUAAGGCCUCUGCUUUCCGAGAUUUCAUACGAUCGUUUACGAACUCUACGUGCACGACUGCUGAGGAGGUUCCAACACAGAUCUUCUAUCUUCGCAAAAUCGAAGGUGCCGAGGUUCUACUUGCAUAUGAGACCAAUUAUUUCCGUCAAGAAAUCCAUCGCUGGGCACCGGUUGCUCCUGAUCCUCCACCAAUCUUAGAGCAAUCCCUUUCUACUCGGAAACCCAGGCCCACUAAGCAACAGAAAUUAAUGGCUCAGCUUGGGAUUGAUAAACCCGAAGAUCUUCCUCUUCAUCUUCGCACGAAAUAUCACACGUUCCCACCUAAAAGGAAGUCUACCGAACCUCACACUGGAAGACCUACACCCUUGCAGCCAGCUCCACUCAAACGAUCGGAUACUCCAACGGGCGAACAUGGAUCUAUUUCUGCCGGAAACACGACCACUCCCCCUACACUUCCCCCGAUUCCCGCCUCUCAACCCCCUUCGUCGUUCUCGGGUUCGAAUCCAUUUAGCCUGGCGACCAGCGACGGUGGUCCUCCCUAUGCCACUGGUCCUGGAGCUUUUCUUCCUCAAGAUGGCAAUUCCCAUUCCCCCACUUUCGCCUCAACUCCUCCAGCUACCCGCCAUCCUGGACUUGACCAGGCACUGUUUAGCCCUCCGGAUUUUAAUCGCAGUAAUCCGUUGCGAUCCCGAUCGCCUCCCGACCUUGCCAAAGAUGAUGCAGGCGUUGGAGUUGAUAUUGACCAUAGCAAUCCCUUUGGCAGCAGUCCACGUCCAAAUAUGGAUGAACUUUUUGCAGAUUUGACAAACCAGGAUGUGGAACCUGUUGAAGAAAUUAGCCACGCAAAUGAGGCGUUAGAGGCACUUAAGACUGCCCAGAACUGUUCCUCGAGGGAUCGCUCAAUGUCCGAAUCUCGUGACGGUUUGGGCGAUGCGCACCAGGAGAAUGGUCUCAUGGAUGGUCUCGGGCAAAGCGGGAACGAUGCGACUAAUGCUCUCGAAGAUGAAUUCCUCAGCUGAUUUGAUACAUGACUUCAUACUCUACUCCUCAAUAUUUCAAACCAUUUAGGGUCGCUUUAUUUAUUCUCCCGUGUUUCUUUUUCUAUCUAUGUAAUAUGUAUAACUCAUUAUGUUGUUAUUCUGAUUGUUCCAGUGGCUUUGUUGUCGUGUUAUCUUUUACGGUCAGCAGAUUCGAAGCGCCCAUCUGCCGGUAUGGAGUCUCGUGUUGUUUGGAUGGUACGGCGAUAGGAUUACGGCACGGUGCAAACCCCUUCAUUACUUGGAGUUCGGUAUCUGCGGCUUGUGUCUCUCAGUCUUCCUUUGUACGAACCGAGGCUUUAAUUAUUUUCAAGUUCAGCAAGGUACUUUGACAGGGGCUAUUUGCCUUGCCUUUAGAUUUAGUGGUGAUGGGAUUUGAUCCUCGGCUAUUUAUUGUUAUUAUUCUUAGUGGGUGGAAUACUGGGCGGUAGUCAUAUCGGUGGCUGAUUUAAGAUCAUUCGAAAUGGAUGGGAUAAUUGUAUUAAUAUUUACUAGUUAUCCUUAGAGGAAUCAUUAAUAUCUCACGCCUUA